AUGAAAGCGGCUGUAUUCAGUGACUUUGACGGAACAAUCACGCUCCAGGACUCCAAUGACUAUUUGACGGACCAUUUGGGGUUCGGAAAAGAGGAGAGACGCAAGGUAUUUGCCGGCGUGCUCGACGGAACAAAACCGUUCCGCGAGGGGUUCCGUGCGAUGUUGGAUUCCGUGCACGAGCCAUUGGACAAGUGCAUUGAGCGGCUACUUGCCCACAUCGAGCUAGACCCAGGAUUCGUGGGUACCGCUGAGUGGUGCCACGAAAAGGGGGUGCCUCUAGUGGUGAUAUCUAGUGGUAUGAAGCCUAUCAUUGAGGCGCUUAUCGGGAAAUUAGUGGGUGCCGAGCGGGCGAAAGAAUUGCAGAUCGAGGUGAUUGCAAAUGACGUCAAGGUGGAUGAGGCUACUGGAGAAUGGCACAUUGUGUACCGGGACGAUUCUCCUCAUGGGCACGACAAGGCGCGUACGAUUGCUGAGUGCAAGAAGAAGUUUGCCGCCGACAAGUACUUCUACUGCGGGGACGGGGUUAGCGACUUAACUGCGGCGCGCGAGUGUGACGUGCUUUUCGCGCGCGAAGGUUGCGACUUGGUGCCAUACUGUGACAGACACGGGAUUCCGUACGUGAAGUUCAACAACUUUACGGAGAUCCGCGAGAAGAUCGAGGCAGAGAUGUCGGGGUAG
Molecule: messenger RNA, 678 nt
Organism: Kluyveromyces marxianus DMKU3-1042
Lineage: Eukaryota; Fungi; Ascomycota; Saccharomycetes; Saccharomycetales; Saccharomycetaceae
Gene: PYP1
Product: putative phosphoric monoester hydrolase
Exons: 1
Coding region: 1-678 (225 amino acids)
Molecular function (GO): phosphatase activity
Source: RefSeq, a predicted model, not a curated record